Molecule: messenger RNA, 2593 nt
Organism: Vicia villosa (hairy vetch)
Lineage: Eukaryota; Viridiplantae; Streptophyta; Magnoliopsida; Fabales; Fabaceae
Product: 4-hydroxy-3-methylbut-2-en-1-yl diphosphate synthase (ferredoxin), chloroplastic-like
Exons: 12
Coding region: 1282-2439 (385 amino acids)
Biological process (GO): isopentenyl diphosphate biosynthetic process, methylerythritol phosphate pathway; terpenoid biosynthetic process
Cellular component (GO): chloroplast
Molecular function (GO): 4-hydroxy-3-methylbut-2-en-1-yl diphosphate synthase activity (ferredoxin)
Source: RefSeq, a predicted model, not a curated record
GGAAUUGUGAAAGUUGAACGUUUAAUCUAAUUUCAUAGGAGUGAAAUGCAAUAAACUUUUCUAAACCCAAUUUUCAACAAUUUUCACCGAUGAAAGCAUAAAUUUUAUAUUACAUUCGAGUUUAUUCUUCUCAAAUCUUCCAUUCUCCUUCUCAAACACUGAAACCCUAACCUUCUCUGAAAUGAGGUCUUCCCAAAUAUUCCCUUAAUCGAAAUCCCAAAUCUUCCCUUGAUUCUCAACGGCAAUGCAACAGGGUACGAACAAGUCAACGAAACAAGCGAAAAUCUCGAGGGUGCUUCCCCGCCAUCACUCAUGUUCAGCAGCGAUGAUGACGAUGAAGAAGCCAAUCAAGAUUUGAAUCUCAAAAUCGUGGAAAAGGCCCUACGAAACUGAGAGGCAAAGCUUGCACUAAACGACGUAGUUUUGAACGGUAUCGAUUCUUCUCUGGUUUCACCGUCGCACCAAUCUGAAUUCAAGGUGAUGCAACGCGACGUUUUGGAUAUAGCUGUUUGGGAAGUGAUGGAAGAGAAGAAAACGACGAAGUUGAUGAUGGACUCUGGGGAUUCAAGUGUAAUUAUUAGAAGAUAUUCUAAUUAAGAAAGGUGCAAACUACGUUGAUGAUCGAAUUGUUAAAGCGCUUAUUGCCCGUGAUACAGGAAAUAUCCGCAUCAAAGAUAGAAAAGGUCAAACUGCACUGCAUAUGGAUGUCAAAGGACCGAGUACAUCAAUGGUGGAAAAGAUAUUACAAGCUGAUCCAACUAUAUUGAAUAACUGCAAUAAGAAGGGUAAUACAACUCUUCACAUGGCUACGAGGAAAGAUAGUGAGCCUUUUGUUAAGCUAUUCAUCUGUGGAUUUUAAUGCUAUCAAUAAGCAAAUAAGAAACAGCAACCGAGGUUGUACAAGACGAGUAAACCGAUAUGCAAAAGUUAUGAUUUCAGCGAGUAAAAGACAGAGAUGGUGACUCACUCUCGCAUAUAAUCAAUCAUGGGAAACGAUUAUUCUGAAAUUGACGAGUGGAACCAGAAGAAGAUACACCAGAAUAAUGUGAAUCAUAUAGAAGUAAAAGAUAAGUCAAACAAUCUCUUUUUAAAUCCAUGUGAUUCAUGUGUGCAUAUAUUUUGAAUUGAUGUGUAUCUAUUUAUUAACUCAUGUAUUGUAUGGCUCUAUUUUUCCUUCGUUUUCAAUUUCUACUACAAAACUAUAAUCAGAUAGAGUUUCAAACAAGCCUUUGAAUCUCUUCCCUCUCUCUCAUCUCCACCAGGUGUGAUUGUGCUUGGAAAAUGGCUUCUGGAACUGUGCCUGCUUCGUUUUCUAGCUUCAGGAUGUCUGAAUCCGGUUUGGGGUUUGUGAAAAGUAUUGAUUUUGUGAGAGUUUCUGAUUUUGUUGAUGAUAUUUUGAAUGUAGUUCCUAGGCAAAAGUACUAUGAAUCGUUGCACAAAACUGUGAGGAGGAAAACAAGGACAGUGACGGUUGGUGACGUGACGAUUGGUAGUGAGCAUCCGAUAAGAGUUCAGACCAUGACUACGACUGAUACUAAGGAUGUUGCUGGAACUGUUGAACAGGUGAUGAGAAUAGCUGAUAAAGGAGCUGAUAUCGUUCGGAUAACAGUUCAAGGGAGAAAAGAAGCCGAUGCAUGUUUUGAGAUUAAAAACUCGCUCGUGCAGAAAAACUACAACAUACAGUUGGUGGCUGAUAUUCAUUUUGCUCCUACUAUUGCUUUGCGAGUAGCUGAAUGCUUUGAUAAGAUUCGUGUCAACCCUGGAAAUUUCGCCGACAGGCGAGCUCAGUUUGAAAUAUUGGAGUACUCAGAAGACGACUAUCAGAAAGAACUUGAGCAUAUCGAACAGGUUUUCACGCCAUUAGUUGAAAAAUGUAAGAAAUAUGGGAGAGCGAUGCGCAUUGGAACAAACCAUGGCAGUCUUUCUGAUCGUAUAAUGAGCUACUAUGGAGAUUCUCCUAGGGGAAUGGUGGAAUCUGCUUUUGAAUUUGCAAGGAUAUGCCGAAAGCUGGACUAUCACAAUUUUGUGUUUUCUAUGAAAGCAAGCAACCCAGUUAUCAUGGUUCAGGCGUAUCGGUUACUUGUAGCUGAAAUGUAUGUCCAAGGCUGGGAUUAUCCAUUACACUUGGGAGUUACAGAAGCUGGAGAAGGUGAGGAUGGUAGGAUGAAAUCUGCAAUUGGCAUCGGAACUCUACUACAGGCACCUUUUGAAGAAAAACAUAGACAUUAUUUUGACUUCCAGCGCCGUACUGGUCAAUUGCCAGUGCAAAAAGAGGGUGAGGAAGUGGAUUAUAGAGGUACGCUCCACCGGGACGGAUCUGUUCUCAUGUCAGUCUCCUUGGAUCAGUUAAAGGGUAAAGGUGGUGAGUUCACCAGUGGCUUGUCAAAUGAAGGGUUUGAAAGUUCUUUUCUAUUAGAUUUCUACAUGUCUGUUAUCUGAAGUGAUGCUUGUAUAAUUUGAUUAAAUUAAACUAGUCUGGUAGUUUUUCAUGUGUCAUGUAACUUUUGUUGUCAAAUGACACAAUUUGAGAUGCUGUAUUUUCAUGUUUGAUUUUAAGUAUGAUUACGAUAUAUUAUUUCUAGUGUAUUAAGAA